This is a messenger RNA of Xenia sp. Carnegie-2017, 1851 nucleotides long. RefSeq names its product zinc finger MYM-type protein 1-like. NCBI's taxonomy places the organism in Eukaryota, Metazoa, Cnidaria, Anthozoa, Malacalcyonacea, Xeniidae. The record is from RefSeq and is a predicted model, not a curated record. The coding region runs from base 1 to 1851 and encodes 616 amino acids. The transcript has a single exon.
AUGUCAAGAGCAGAAAGAUGUAAAAAAGAUUCAGCAAAAGCAUUAGCGAAAGCAGCGGCUAAACCAGGUCAAUCCAAAAUAACAUCGCUGUUUGCAAAAGGAAACACAGGCCAUGAUUUUGAUUCUGCUUCAACAAGCGGAAUUGACACUGUAAUAACUGUCAAUACUGAAAAAGCCUCAGACUGUGAAACACAAAAAUGGUCCAAACCGAAAAGUCUGAUUGGUGAAUCAGAAAAGAUAUGCGUGAAAACGACAUGGGUAAAACAUGAGAAAGACUUUACAAGUGAAGACAAGGAAAGCAGUGUGAAGCAUGGUCGAUAUUUCCAAGGUCAGUGGUUACGAAAUUAUGAGUGGCUAGUGUACAAUCGAGAAAAAAAUAAGGCUUUUUGCGAAAUUUGUUCUACUCACUCUAAGAUAAAGGGAGCGUUUGGCAGUUAUGAAGUUGGAUUUGAUAACUGGAAAAAAGGCUGUGAGAAAUUCAACGAACAUGAAAACAGUUAUACUCAUAAAGAAGCUUGUGCAACAUCAGACAAAGGGCAAUUGUUCAUUAGCAUAGCCUGCAGUUCGCUUGCUCUUGAAACGCAGCAGUUAAGACGGAAAGGGUUAAUUUCACAUCUUCAAACAUUAAAAACCCUCUUACGCCAAGGUAUUGCGAUUAGAGGUAGAACGGAUUUUGAAUCUAAUAUUCAUCAGUUCAAUCUUGAUAAAGCUAUCAACGACAAGGCACUAAAACUUUUACUUGACGAGAACCGAUACGUAAAUGCACACGACAUCCUGGACGAGCAGAAACAGAUGAUUGUAUUAAAUGCUCGAAGACAUUUGAUUAAUAAAAUUCUAGUGAGAGAAUCAUUUUCAAUUCUAGCUGACGAAUCAUCAGACGUAUCUAAGAAAGAACAGUUGUCUUUCUCCGUAAGGACCUGUGAUGAUAAUUACGAAGUAUCGGAGGAUUUUGUUGGAAUUUAUGAAUGUUCGCAAGGACUUUCAUCUGAUGCAUUACUGCAAUACACCAAAGAUAUCCUUCUCAGAUGUGGCAUGGAAGGUCACAAAAUGGCAGCUAUGGGCUUUGAUGGGGCUUCAGCAAUGAAAUCUCUCGCAAGAAAGCUCAAGGAAGAUAUUGCACCAAACGCAAUUUAUGUUCAUUGUUUCAGUCACUGCAAUGAACUUAUUAUAAAGGAUGCAGCUAAGCAAUCUAAUUUAUUGUCUACAUCACUGGAUUUAUGCCAAUCCCUGUAUGCAAUCGUAGGUGCCCAUCCAAAACGUAUUUUAUUGUUUGAAGAAAUACAGGCAGAUUUUAGAAACGAAACAGGAACAAACGAUUACAAAGUUCUACGACUCCAAAGUCUUUCUACAACGAGAUGGACAACAAGAGUAAAGGCUGCUGACGUCAUCUUCGAGAAAUCGGCUGAACUACAUGCAACCCUUGAAAAAUUGCAGGAAGAUCCUACCAUAUCGGCAGACACAAAAGCAAAGAUUAGAGGAAUAUUAAGGCGACAACUGUCUUCCUUAGUCGUCAUCUUUAAUUUAAACGCGACAAGAAAGCUAUUGGCUUUACUCGAGAAGCUUUCUAAAGAGCUCCAAGCGGUUGAUAUUUCAGCUGAGUACGCUCUAUUUUCAAUUAGACAUGUCCUGCAACGUCUUCAUGAGAUGAGAAGCGAAGAAGAGUUUGAGCGUACACUUGAUGACGCUAAGAAAGUUUUUCGUGUUAUGAUGUCGUUUCCACUGGAAUUUAGUGAAAAUUUUGGCACUGGCACUAGACUAAGAAAAGUUCCAAGAUGGAUGAAUAAUGAAGAAAUGUUAAUAACAGAAAGCCUCACGUCACAGAUGCCUCAGUUUACAGCAGUGCGAAUAUAA